AUUCGGGAAACAAUGACGGCGGAGUUGCCCUAACAAUGUAUGUUCGACGGCGAUUCCUCAUUAUCUCCAAAUGCACGAGAGAGUUGUUGCCUUGUUGUACAAGAAGAAGCCGUAAAAGCUGUAGCUUCGGGAAUUCUAAGGUCGAGGGUUGGACUAGGAAGGCCACAACAACCUUCUGGUUCCUUUCUUUUCCUUGGUCCAACUGGUGUUGGUAAAACUGAGCUGGCUAAGGCUCUAGCUGAGCAACUCUUUUACAAUGAAAACUUACUCGCUAGGCUUGAUAUGUACAUUGGUCAUGAAGAAGGUGGCCAACUAACCGAACCCGUGAGGAGACGACCUUACUGUGUUGUACUAUUUGAUGAAGUUGAAAAGGCCAAUGUUACUGUAUUCAACACGUUACUUCAAGUGUUGGAAGACGGGAGAUUAACCGAUUCGCAGGGGAGGACAGUCGAUUUCAAAAAUACAGUGAUCAUAAUGACUUCUAACCUUGGGGCUGAGCACCUUGUUUCAGGGCUUACAGGUGAAGUAACAAUGGAAGUGGCUCGAGACAACGCAACGAAAGAGGUGAAAAAACAUUUCAGGCCAGAGCUGUUAAACAGAUUGGAUGAGAUAGUGAUGUUUCAUCCUUUGUCCCACGAGCAUUUGACAAAAAUUAUUCAACUCCAAGUGAACAAUGUUGCUAAUCGGCUUGCUGAGAAAGGUGCAUCUAUGACUGUCACAAAUGAUGCAUUGGACUACAUUUUAGCAGCGAGUUACGACUCGGUGUAUGGUGCUAGACCCAUUAGGAGAUGGCUAGAGAGGAAAGUGGUCACAGAUAUAUCAAUGAUGAUUGUGCGAGAAGAAAUCGAUAACGACUCCAUUGUGUGCAUUGAUGUAAACGUGGAUAAAACUGAUCUUGUCUACCAAAUAGAUAAGAAUGUGGUUGCGAAGAAGACAGAGCAAACGUUAGAUGUUGUGAUUCUUUCAGGGAAUAAGAGGGGAAGAAGCAAUGAAGAAACUUUAACCAAAAGAAUAAAAAGUGAAGUCAUAGUGAUAGAUUGAAGAACGAUCAAGGAUUGAAAGUUAGAUUCAUAUAUGUCUACGCUCUGCUUUUUUAUUUUAGUUUAUAUGUAAGAUUUGUGUUACCUUUGUUCAUAUAAGCUUUCCAAAUCUUACAAUAAGAUGGAUCAAUCAUU
Molecule: messenger RNA, 1175 nt
Organism: Arabidopsis arenosa
Lineage: Eukaryota; Viridiplantae; Streptophyta; Magnoliopsida; Brassicales; Brassicaceae
Source: the annotation of a GenBank genome assembly